Notothenia coriiceps (black rockcod) is the source of this 1330-nucleotide messenger RNA. Its product is annotated as periostin-like. Lineage: Eukaryota; Metazoa; Chordata; Actinopteri; Perciformes; Nototheniidae. The record is from RefSeq and is a predicted model, not a curated record. Gene Ontology annotation, biological process: cell adhesion; extracellular matrix organization. Gene Ontology annotation, cellular component: extracellular matrix. Bases 44 to 1309 code for a protein of 421 amino acids. Gene Ontology annotation, molecular function: cell adhesion molecule binding. The transcript has 9 exons.
CUCCCACAAUCUGGGUCUGGAGGGGCGAGCUAAGAGACCAAGGAUGAAGCUCCUUUUUGUAGCUGCCUUUGCACUUUUUGUGCUUUCUGCAUUUGACAAGGCUGACUCUUCAGCUUAUGACAAGAUAGUUGCCCAUAGUCGCAUCAGGGCAAGAAAAGAAGGACCCAAUGUCUGCGCACUCCAACAGUUCAUGGGGACCAAGAAGAAGUACUUCAGCACUUGUCGUAAUUGGUACCGCGGGUCUAUCUGUGGAAAGAAAGCGACUGUGCUUUAUGAGUGCUGCCCAGGGUACAUGAAGCUGGAAGGCAUGCGUGGAUGCCCUGCAGUGGCCCCGAUCGACAAUGUGUAUGGCACCUUGGGUGUGGUGAAGGCCACCUCAACCCAAAAAUACUCUGACAUCUCUAAACUGAGGCCUGAGAUUGAGGGAUCUGGAUCGUUUACCGUCUUUGCCCCCAGCAAUGAUGCAUGGGAGCUUUUGGAUGAAGAAAUGAGGAGCGCACUGGUCAGCAAUGUCAACAUUGAACUGUACAACGCUCUGCAUUAUCACAUGGCCAACCAACGCCUCUUGACCAAAGAUUUAAAGAAUGGAAUGACUGUCACUUCCAUGUACCAAGACCUUGGUCUUCAAAUAAAUCAUUACUCCAAUGGGGUGGUGACUGUGAACUGCGCCAGGAUUAUCCAUGGUAACCAGAUUGCCACCAAUGGAGUUGUGCAUGUCAUUGACCGUGUUAUCAAAGCUGUUGGCAACACAAUCCAGGAUGUCAUUGAGGUUGAAGAUGACCUGACAACCCUGAGUGAUGUGGCUCAAAACUCUGGUCUUCUGGAGAAGCUGGGUCAGCCAGGACAUUUCACUCUCUUUGCUCCCACCAACAAAGCCUUUGAGACUCUGGGCAGUGAAGUGUUGGAAAGACUUCAGGGCGACAAAAAGGUCCUCAAAGCUCUCCUGAAUUUCCACAUCCUGGACUCUGUCCAGUGCUCUGAGGCUAUCAUGGGUGGCACCUCCUACGAGACCCUGGAGGGCAACAACAUUGAGAUCGGCUGUGAUGGCGAGAGUUUAACAGUCAAUGGCAUCAAGAUGGUGCUCAAGAAGGACAUUGUCACCACCAAUGGUGUCAUCCACCUUAUUGAUCAAGUGCUCAUGCCAGACUCAGCUAAACAGGUGAUGGAACUGGUUGGAAGUUCCCAGUCAACCUUUGGAGACAUGGUGUCCGAGCUAGGCCUUUCUGCUUCCAUGCAAUCUGACGCUGAGUACACUCUGCUUGCCCCCCUCAACACUGUCUUCAAUGGUGAGCAACAUACUGGUGAUUAAAUAAAGCACGCCCCUAUUUAG